This is a messenger RNA of Pelobates fuscus (common spadefoot toad), 3002 nucleotides long. RefSeq names its product phospholipase A and acyltransferase 3-like. Gene Ontology annotation, molecular function: A2-type glycerophospholipase activity; glycerophospholipid phospholipase A1 activity. The record is from RefSeq and is a predicted model, not a curated record. Lineage: Eukaryota; Metazoa; Chordata; Amphibia; Anura; Pelobatidae. Gene Ontology annotation, cellular component: cytoplasm. Gene Ontology annotation, biological process: N-acylphosphatidylethanolamine metabolic process. The transcript is spliced from 4 exons. The coding region runs from base 482 to 955 and encodes 157 amino acids.
CUGAUGCAACAAGCAAUCGUACCUUACCUUCAUAAAUCUAUACAUCCCACCCCCACAGUAAAGAGACAGGGAAUUUGCUAUAAGCUGUCAAUCACUUUCCUGUCUUUCUCCUCUCUCCCUAUUUACUGCUUCCAUGUCUGAUCCUUCUCUCUCUCCUCCGAUUCCUCAUGACUGUCCUGAUCACGAGUCUCUCCCUCAGCGUUCUAUCGUGGUAUUCCCCUUACUGAUACAUUGUAUAUUAUGGAAUGCCGACUCUCCAAGCUCAGUGUGCACGGACGAUGUACUGAUCUCCACUGAUUUGUUAAUCUAAUGCCGUCUGCCAUCUGUGUCAUGACUUUUUAUAGCACGCAGCUAAGAGUCACGUCACACACACUCGGUACAUUUACUGUCAUUUAAAGGCCCAACGCAGUUUGCCAGCAGGAGAAAGGGAGGUGACCGAACAAGGCGGACACCCCAAAACCGUCUGGAAGAGCGGAGAGACAUGCCUCUGAUCUCGGGACCACCCCCUAAACCUGGAGACCUUAUUGAGUUUAUCCGUCCUUUUUAUCAACAUUGGGGAAUCUAUGUGGGAGAUGGAUAUGUUGUACAUCUAACAGAUCAGGAGGGUUGGUCUAGUUUAUCUUCUGCUCUCGGGGGCUCCGCUGUUGUAAGAAAGGACCUCCUAGAAAGUGUUGCCAAUGGAUGUGGAUACAGGGUGAAUAACAAGUACGACCAGAAGACGAUUCCAUAUCCUCCACAAGACGUGGUAAAAGCAGCCCUGGAUUUGGUUGGCCAGACAAUGCCUUACAGUGUUACAAGUGCCAACUGCGAACAUUUUGCAACAGAACUGAGAUAUGGGAAAUGCUUUUCUGAUCAGGUGGCUAAUGUUGCAACAUAUGCUGCGGUUGGAGGUGUUGCUUUAGCCUCGGUAAUUACCAUGUUUGCCUUUCUGAGAAAUAAACGACAGAACCAAUAAAGACAAAACCAGCAUCCCUUAAUCUAUGCUACCCAGAUUUUACAGAACACUGGAACAGACAGAACACUAUUGGACUAUUUUAAAUUACACAUUUAUCAGAUGGAAGAUGAGAUGAAAUUAGCUCAACGUGUUCAGUAAUUUUAAUAGAAUGCUAUUUUACCAAGGUUGAGAACGAGAGCGAAUUUCUGCAAAGCAACAUAUUCCUAACAAUACCCAGAAGGUUAUUUACUAAUAUUGUCAGGAAUUUAAAGACACUAUAGGUACCCAGACCACUUCAGCUCAUUGAAGUGGUCUGGGUGCAGUGUCCCAGGUCCCUUAACCAUGCAAAGGCAAUUAUUGCAGUUUUUCUGAAACUGCAAUAACCAUAUUUGAGGGUUAACUCCAUCUCGAGUGGCUGUCUACCAAAGGGACUUCCGUGUCAUUUGCCUAACUGACGCUGGACAUCCUCACACGAUGCAUGAGGACGUCCAGGAUCACCCAAGUGCCCAUAGAAAAUUAUACAAGUUCUAAUGCGAGUGCGGCAAUCGUGCAUAAGCAUUAGGUCUCCCCCGCCGGCUGACAUUUAUAGAAGAGGAGCAGAGGCGGAGCCUGAAUCAGCACUGACAUUGGUGCUGAACUCAGGUAAGUAACAGGGUUUUGUUUUAACACAAUAGGAAGCUGUUUUCCUGGCACUAUAGUUUCCCUUUAAUUAAUUUAAUUUAAAUUUAAAAUAACACUAGAGGCUCCAUAACCACCUCUUCUCAUUGAAGUGCUUAUGGUUCCUGGAGUUUCCUGGUGUCAUUCCACCAGUCAAUAUUAAAGGAGAAAUGUGUUUCAUACUUAUCAUGAUGUGAUAGGACAGGAUCCUAAAAGAAAUUAAACAAUUAAAUCAUAUAAAAGCCUCUAAGGCAACUUUGUGUAGGCUUUAUUGUAAACAUUUAAAAAUACCCAAAGGUAAGGAAAAACUUCUGUUCUUCCUAUCUGAUCUAACUUUAAGCAGAGUCCCUGCUAUCCCCAGAGAGAGUCCUGAUUUUACUAGAUUCCCUUUCAUAACCCAUUCUGAUUCAUAGCUUGUGAAGAUGGAUGUACAGCUGGUCCUUGAUGGAGAAGAUCCCACAUUUCAGGAUAGAUCCAAGGUUACUGAAGGUUUCAUGCUGAUUAGCCAUGUAAACAAAGCUCUAUGAGGCCAAAAUUGAAGGAUGGCGAUCAUCUUGAGUUUGGAGUUCCAAAAUUUUCUCAAGGAUCGGUAAUUGAAAGGAAUUGGAGGGAAGAUGUUACCCAAACUGAAUGUUCACAUUUGUAUUGGUGCAUGUUGAGCUUCUGCUUGGAGUUUGUGGUUUCUUGAAAAGAAUCUUGGAACCUGAACAUUCCUGGAAGAAGCAAGCAGAUCUAUUUGAGGCAUUCUCCUGCAUCCAGGGUUGAUCUACUCAGGAAAUCCCCAAUACAUCAUCCUUCCCCAGAAAGUAGACUGCUCUGAGACACACAAAAUGUUGUUGAGACCAAAACAUGAUUGGUCUAAAUUCACUGAUGAGAUUUGCGAUCCUCGUCCCUCUGUGGUGAUUUAUAUAUGACGCAACAGUCUUGUUGUCCGUCUUGACCUUUCAGAUAUUAAGGUACACUAUGAAUAAUCCCAUGAAGCAGUUUAAUGUCUAACAUGAAACCUGACCCAUUUAGUCCUGCCAAGGUAGGCUGUAUACUGGAUCUUUCAGAGGGAGAGAGGCUGAACUAUCUCUGGCUAUUACCAGGUGAGGCCAAAAUAAAAAUGUUAAAUCUUCAAACUACCUGCCUGUCACCUGAGAAGAGGAAAAAAAAAACUGGAAAGGAAGGACUUUUAUAUGAUCUAAGUGUUUAAUUACUUUUAUAAUCAUGGAGGUGGCGUUAAACCCAUCAGUGAUCCUGUCAUGGUUAGCCAGGAAAACAUGUAGCAUUUUGGAUCUGCAUUCAAUGUUAAACCAUUUUCUUUUGAAGUGGUUAUGGUGCAUAGUGACCUUCUAAUAAUAAACUCAAACUACAGCUAGCAUUUACAAUCUUUCAAGCCAAUGUCUGCCUUAUAAUAAUAAUAAACAUA